AAUCCGGAAGUAGAGGCCGCGCGCAGGAAAACGCCUUGAGAAGGCCUGAACUGAAGGCUGCUCUCGCUCAGGCUCUGCCCACUCCACCCUCUCAGGCCGCCCGACAACGACUGGAACCUCGCUAAGCUUCGCUGCUGAAGUGUACACCGACGCGGAAGCGCUGAGCAGGCCGCGCUGAGACUGCCUUUGGCAAAGGAGAGGGGCGAGCAGGCGGAGGCUGGGGGGGGGGGACGACGCGGUGACAGCGGCCUUCGAGAGGGGGCGUGCCUAAAGAGAUGAAGAUUAUUAAACAUUCUGAGGAGGUGCUGAAGAUAGCCCUGAUUUCCAAGGACAUGCAUCUUGUAAGACUAUAUGAGAAGUUUGAGCCUAAGGAAAAGCAUUUCCUAAAUGAAGCAUUUCAGCCAGCCAGUGUUCUCUUUAAGCCUAUCACUCUGCAUUCUGAGUCGGAUUGGAUCUGUUCACACCCAGAACCCACCCAGGAUUUUGCACAAUUUUAUCAUGACCCUUGCAGAAAGAUGCCAACUCCUCAGAAGAAUCGGAUUUAUGUACAGCCCAUUGGCUCUUUCGGAGAUUCCAGAGUUAGCACAGAUGUCUACAUGAAAUGGCUGAAAGAUUACGGUGAAGCCUUUUAUUAUGGCCUGACUGUAAGAAUCCUAGGGCCAGUGCCAGUUUCCCACACAGGUUGUGCUUUUCGAGUCAAUGAAUACACACGCAAUUUGCAGAUUCAUGCAGGGCAUCUCUUGAAUUACCUAAAGAAACAAAAGCCAAGUGAUGCUUUUUGCAUUGUGGGAAUAAUGAUGAUAGAUCUUUACCCAAAGGACUCUUGGAAUUUCAUAUUUGGGCAAGCCUCUUUGACUGAAGGAAUGGGAAUUUUCAGCUUUGCCAGAUAUGACAGUGAAUUUUACAGUGCAAACUACAAAGGCACAUUGAAGACUGCAAAGAAGCUUCUUCCAUCUGACUAUUCUGUGUUUGAUGGUUACUAUACCCCUGAGAUCACAAGCAAGCUGCUUCUGAGGUCCUGCAAAACCCUGACUCAUGAGAUUGGACACAUCUUUGGACUUCAUCACUGCCAGUGGUUACAGUGUGUCAUGCAGGGGUCCAAUCAUUUGGAGGAAUCGGACCAACGCCCAUUGGACCUUUGCCCCAUUUGCCUGCGCAAGCUGCAGUCCGCCCUUGGCUUCAGCAUUGCGGAAAGAUAUAAGGCACUGCAGAGGUGGAUGGAGGAAGAAGCUACUGGAACAGAAGAAGGGCUCAGCAACGAAGCAAGCAUGUCUUUUGUGAAGAGUGUCUCUGCCUUUGGUUUGACCGGGAGAAGUCCUGCCCGCUCUGCACGCUGUGGCUGUGGCAAGCCUGCGGUGUUGGAAGGAUGGAACCGCAGUGAUCGACUGGGUAUAUAAGGGAAUAUCCCUUCCUCCAUCUGGAGCAAAAACCAAGUUGAAGAUGUGUCCUGCCCUAGGUGACAACCUGAGACAGCCUCACAGUCGUCAUGGAGGCCAUGAAGUCCUGAGCCGGAACACUAGAGGCAGCCUCAGCAUGGACAUUGUAAUCACCCAGGACUAUCGUUCUGGGCUCCUCCAGUACCACAACCAAGACGGCCUCUGCCUGCUUUGUCAGAGAAGCUGCUGGGUAGCAGGGUGGACGGUACACCAGCAGCAACCCUAGUUUCCUGUCUCCUUGGCCUGACACCAGGUGCAGGCCUUCGUAGCCAGCUCCAAGACAGAGUGGUUUCCUGGUGACAGAGAUGGAAGUUCUGUAGACCACAGCAAACAAGUGAGCCUUUAAAUCUUUACCCCAUCAAUUAAAACUAUCCCCACUAAUUAAUCAAUUACAGUUUUGUUUUAUCUGAUUUAAGUUUGCAGCUCUGCUAAUAG
This is a messenger RNA of Rhineura floridana, 1871 nucleotides long. It is a transcript of the gene AMZ2, whose product is annotated as archaelysin family metallopeptidase 2. Gene Ontology annotation, biological process: proteolysis. The record is from RefSeq and is a predicted model, not a curated record. Bases 276 to 1397 code for a protein of 373 amino acids. Gene Ontology annotation, molecular function: metallopeptidase activity. The transcript is spliced from 9 exons. Lineage: Eukaryota; Metazoa; Chordata; Lepidosauria; Squamata; Rhineuridae.